AUGCAAACGCGCGGCGAUGAACGCCGCAGUGGCGACAUGGAGCUCGGUCGAAGGCCGUCUGAUGGUUUGGUGACACCUGACCCCCACCCCCGCCACAGCAGCAUGGACUUGGACGAUCAAAGUCGACCACGAGAAAGCAGUUGGCUGUAUCGAUCCACUCAAGAUGCCGAGAGCCUGGCGAACCUCGAUGGGGUUGACUGGGCGGAAUUACGCGCCAGUGACGGCGAUACUGUAGCGCCGAUCCUGCCAUCCACGAGUCGAAGCCUGUGCGUUGUAUCUGCCGCCACCAUCCACGACUGCACUUUACCCAAACUAAAGAAGCAACCGUCCAACAGCAACCUGAUAGACACGAUCAUGGCCAAGUCCAGCAAAGGGGCGAUGACCAAACAAAAGCAAAAACAUGGGCAGCAGUGGACAACGUGCGUGACUCCAGUCACAAUCAAGGAGUCUCAUCCACAGGCUGCUCUUGGCCCUUUGAUCCCUGUGGUAUGGGUCCUCGGAAGCGUUGCCUCCGUCUCGUCCACUCUCGUCGGCGCGGCACUUUAUCAUUCAGACGUGUUGCGAUCGGGAUUGUCGCUCGAGUCCUUUCCCCGCGCGACGCUCAUCCUCGUGGUUCACAUUGCCCUUGGCGUGUCGUCGUUUGUUGGAGGAGUCGUGGGGGAUCGAGCCAUCCAUCGCAUGCACGUCGUACGUGGAAGUGUGUGGCUGUGGUGCAUCGGCGCGGUCAUCUUGGCCGUGGGGGGGCACCCCUUCGUGGCCUCUCGAGGGCUUUACGUAACCGGCCUCAUCUUGGCGUUUGUCGCGGCUGGUGGACUCAUGCCCAACCUCGUCGCCACAGUCUCUCUUGGUCCAAUAUUCCUCCAAUGCGCUCUCGUUCAACUAGCCGGCACAUCCCUCACCCACGGCCUCUUUACUCCUUUCCCCUCUGCCUCUACUAUGGCGUACAUCCUCGUUGCCCUUUUGACUCUACUAUCGACGGCAACACUGGUCGGGAUGCACUUGGCUACGUACCGUCGAUGGCUUGGUCCUGCUCCUGCCCCUGUGGCCAGCUUGGGAGUGUAUGUCUCCAGAAUCUCGCUGCUCUGGAGGGGGUACUUUGCAGGUGUCCUGUGUAUGAUCGUGGGGGGUGCUGUUUGCGCCAUGAGUCUCGUUUGCGUCCACGACGACUCGCGUUUAUAUGGAAGUCAGUUUGCCGUGGCUACUGCGGGUGUCAUCCUCGUCGUCGUGGGGUGGCUCUGGACGUUGUUCUGGGGAGUCGCUAUGGUGCAUCCUUCAGGGGCGCUGCGGGCAUGGGCAGCUCCGUCAUCUCUAGUUUCGCCCCCCACUUCUCCCGUUGAACCCACAAACAGUAUCAUGAGUCCUCCCGAUCUAUCGGACUCAAUUCCCCCUAUGGGGGGUCAAAUGGACUGCUUGGCCCCCAUCCUGGCGAUGGCUGUGUUUUCCUCGUUUGUGCGGGGCCAGCUGUACACGAUGUACAUCCUCCAAGCCUGCCAAUGCUCCCUUCGACUCGUAGGGGGGAUCACAUACACCCCAGAAUACACAGCCGUGAUAGUCCAUGUCGUGGCACUAGCGGUUGCACCAGGAGUUCCCCGAAUGUUGCCAAGAUUGCCACCUCGUCUUGGCUUGGCCAUGCUGUUGUACCUCAUCGCAUCCUUCCUGUCGGGGAUAGUGGAGCUGUAUCGACGAAGCAGUAGUCGCAUCGGCGGCCACGACUUGGAACUUGUCGACAGAACCGGACCAACAUGCUACAAGAAUCCAAGCGUAUUCAGCAUCCUAUGGACCACGCCCCAACUAGCGCUCGUGGGAAUCUCGGAAGGAAUAUUUCAAUCCACAGUGGGGUAUGUGGUGCACCAGGCGUGGCCUCCGAUGUUCCGCGGGCUUGGACACGGUCUUUUGGCCUUGUGUCAUGGCGUGGGGUAUUCCACGGCGCUAGGGAUUUCGAUGGUCGUGGCAAGAUGGUUCACGGCACCUGCGCCAGCAGACCUCGUGCUUGUGUUCCUACUCGUGACGUCCAUGGGCUGCGCUGUGAUCGCGUGCAUGAAGCGGCUGCUCGUUCUCGACGAACGACAUCGAAUAUGGCCCGAUUUAUUGCCAUCAACUUGA
Messenger RNA from Aphanomyces astaci, 2103 nucleotides. RefSeq lists its product as hypothetical. The coding region runs from base 1 to 2103 and encodes 700 amino acids. The record is from RefSeq and is a predicted model, not a curated record. Lineage: Eukaryota; Oomycota; Saprolegniomycetes; Saprolegniales; Verrucalvaceae. The transcript has 2 exons.